GAUGAAUGUAUUUGUUUAUUUUUACAUAAAUCUCAGCUAAAUAUCUGGCACCUCUGGACACAGAAUGUUUUAGAGUUAAUUGGUAUGUUGAUUGCUGAGAAAGCUACUUCAAAUAUAUAGUAUAAAUGGCAAAGGUAUGCUUAGGGCUAUUUCAGAAAUGACUGGAAAUUCUGUCCCAAUGCCACAUCAAAAGUCAUUGAACAAUGAAACUUCGGUCAGCAGCUCAGACAGCCAUUGAGGUACUCAUGUGUUCUUGCAUAAUCCAAUCUGAAGACACGGGGCUCACAUGCUGUAGAAUGGCAGCAGCCAAGAAGGAAAGGUCUUUGUUUUCCUUUAUUGAAACCAUCGUGUUCCUGUGAGAGCGGAAAACUCUGUACGUACGCCCAACAAAGACACUGCACUUGGUAAUGUGUGAUGGUCUCAGUUCUGAGAACCUAGGGCCAGGGAUUUCAGGCUGGUGCUGGCUUGGACAGGUCCCUCAGAGCUACCUUUCUGCCCCCAAAGCCUGUGAUGCAGAAGGCAGAGCGUUUCAGGGGGGGUGUGUGUGUGUGUGUGUGUGUGUGUGUAUGGUGCUCUUUAACCUUCUCAGCUCUCGCUGGGCUUUCCCUACAGGUCUGACAGCUUCAACGGCCAUGGCUAUCACCUCUUCCAAGCCAUGCGGUUCACCGUUGAGGAGAUAAACAACUCCACAGCUCUGCUUCCCAACAUCACCCUGGGGUAUGAACUGUAUGACGUGUGCUCAGAGUCUUCCAAUGUCUAUGCCACCCUGAGGGUGCUCGCCCAGCAAGGGACAGGCCACCUAGAGAUGCAGAGAGAUCUUCGCAACCACUCCUCCAAGGUGGUGGCACUCAUUGGGCCUGAUAACACUGACCACGCUGUCACCACUGCUGCCCUGCUGAGCCCUUUUCUGAUGCCCCUGGUAAGCUGAGCCGCGGGGAUCUCUAGGGUGGAGGGCAAUGGGAACUGCCAUCCUCUCUGAGGCUAGGCUGCCCUUGAUCUCUAGGAAGGGUUGCAGGCAUCUUGCCCGUCAUUGAUACUGCCCAGUCUUCCUGCCUGCCUCUCUCCAAGCUGCCUCCAGACUUCUGCCUCAGCCAUCAUGGGGAGAGCCCAUACUUUUAAAAAUUUUUUGUUUUAAGACAGGGCCUUACUAUGUUAGCCUGGCUGUCGUGGAACUCACUAUGUAGGCCAGACUGGCCUCAAAUUCACAGAGCUCCCCUGCCUCUGCCUCAGCCUCCCAAGUGCUGGGAUUAAUAAGGCGCCCAGGACUUGCCUGGCCCUCGGGUGGCCCUCUGGAGGUAUUGCUGCCCAGUUGCUCACUCUCUGUGCCUUCUUCCCAUCCACAGACUCCACUGCCUGAUAUCCCAACAUCCUUUACUUCCCACAUUAGACACUGUAUCACCUGCUGGCUUGCCUUCCUUCCUUGCUGUCCCUUGGUGGUUCUGUACCCCCUAAGCCUGGACCCCGCUGUGCUCGGCAGUCUAAGCACAGGGAGAUCCCUCUUCUGGGUCCUCUGUGCUUAUUACAUGUCUGGCUCUCCCUGCCCCUUGCCAUUGAGCUUCCUAGAACACACUGGUGUAGCUUCCUUGGCUCUUCCAUUUUGCGCCUCAGCCUUGGAUUCUGUCCUUACUUGAUCCAGCUGUAGCAGGAACACCUUGCAGAGCUCUGAACCCAAUGAGCCAAUGAGCGCUUGCCAUGCCUUUACCCUGCAUGGUUCCUUUGUGACAUGCCCGCCUGCCCACCUGCUCCUUGCAUGGUGCUGUCCUUGGCUUCAUGUCCUCUCCACUCAUCUUUGCGUUCAGGUCAGCUAUGAGGCGAGCAGCGUGAUCCUCAGUGGGAAGCGCAAGUUCCCGUCCUUCUUGCGCACCAUCCCCAGCGAUAAGUACCAGGUGGAAGUCAUAGUGCGGCUGCUGCAGAGCUUCGGCUGGGUCUGGAUCUCGCUCGUUGGCAGCUAUGGUGACUACGGGCAGCUGGGCGUACAGGCGCUGGAGGAGCUGGCCACUCCACGGGGCAUCUGCGUCGCCUUCAAGGACGUGGUGCCUCUCUCCGCCCAGGCGGGUGACCCAAGGAUGCAGCGCAUGAUGCUGCGUCUGGCUCGAGCCAGGACCACCGUGGUCGUGGUCUUCUCUAACCGGCACCUGGCUGGAGUGUUCUUCAGGUCUGUGGUGCUGGCCAACCUGACUGGCAAAGUGUGGAUCGCCUCCGAAGACUGGGCCAUCUCCACGUACAUCACCAAUGUGCCCGGGAUCCAGGGCAUUGGGACGGUGCUGGGGGUGGCCAUCCAGCAGAGACAAGUCCCUGGCCUGAAGGAGUUUGAAGAGUCCUAUGUCCAGGCAGUGAUGGGUGCUCCCAGAACUUGCCCAGAGGGGUCCUGGUGCGGCACUAACCAGCUGUGCAGGGAGUGUCACGCUUUCACGACAUGGAACAUGCCCGAGCUUGGAGCCUUCUCCAUGAGCGCUGCCUACAAUGUGUAUGAGGCUGUGUAUGCUGUGGCCCACGGCCUCCACCAGCUCCUGGGAUGUACCUCUGGGACCUGUGCCAGAGGCCCAGUCUACCCCUGGCAGCUUCUUCAGCAGAUCUACAAGGUGAAUUUCCUUCUACAUAAGAAGACUGUAGCAUUCGAUGACAAGGGGGACCCUCUAGGUUAUUAUGACAUCAUCGCCUGGGACUGGAAUGGACCUGAAUGGACCUUUGAGGUCAUUGGUUCUGCCUCACUGUCUCCAGUUCAUCUAGACAUAAAUAAGACAAAAAUCCAGUGGCACGGGAAGAACAAUCAGGUGCCUGUGUCAGUGUGUACCAGGGACUGUCUCGAAGGGCACCACAGGUUGGUCAUGGGUUCCCACCACUGCUGCUUCGAGUGCAUGCCCUGUGAAGCUGGGACAUUUCUCAACACGAGUGAGCUUCACACCUGCCAGCCUUGUGGAACAGAAGAAUGGGCCCCUGAGGGGAGCUCAGCCUGCUUCUCACGCACCGUGGAGUUCUUGGGGUGGCAUGAACCCAUCUCUUUGGUGCUAUUAGCAGCUAACACGCUAUUGCUGCUGCUGCUGAUUGGGACUGCUGGCCUGUUUGCCUGGCGUCUUCACACGCCUGUUGUGAGGUCAGCUGGGGGUAGGCUGUGCUUCCUCAUGCUGGGUUCCUUGGUAGCUGGGAGUUGCAGCCUCUACAGCUUCUUCGGGAAGCCCACGGUGCCCGCGUGCUUGCUGCGUCAGCCCCUCUUUUCUCUCGGGUUUGCCAUUUUCCUCUCCUGUCUGACAAUCCGCUCCUUCCAACUGGUCAUCAUCUUCAAGUUUUCUACCAAGGUACCCACAUUCUACCACACUUGGGCCCAAAACCAUGGUGCCGGAAUAUUCGUCAUUGUCAGCUCCACGGUCCAUUUGUUCCUCUGUCUCACGUGGCUUGCAAUGUGGACCCCACGGCCCACCAGGGAGUACCAGCGCUUCCCCCAUCUGGUGAUUCUUGAGUGCACAGAGGUCAACUCUGUGGGCUUCCUGGUGGCUUUCGCACACAACAUCCUCCUCUCCAUCAGCACCUUUGUCUGCAGCUACCUGGGUAAGGAACUGCCGGAGAACUAUAACGAAGCCAAAUGUGUCACCUUCAGCCUGCUCCUCCACUUCGUAUCCUGGAUCGCUUUCUUCACCAUGUCCAGCAUUUACCAGGGCAGCUACCUACCCGCGGUCAAUGUGCUGGCAGGGCUGGCCACUCUGAGUGGCGGCUUCAGCGGCUAUUUCCUCCCUAAAUGCUACGUGAUUCUCUGCCGUCCAGAACUCAACAACACAGAACACUUUCAGGCCUCCAUCCAGGACUACACGAGGCGCUGCGGCACUACCUGAUCCGCUGGGGCUGUUGAGAAUGGGCAGAUGAGAUGGGCUGAAGGUGGCGGGUCGAGUGGGGCGGAGAGCUUGAGGUGUCUGGGAGAGCUCAGCCACGGCUUGCGAUGUAUAAGCACACAGAAGGAUCCAGUGCAAUAAAGACGUGAAACGUG
Messenger RNA from Mus musculus (house mouse), 3979 nucleotides. It is a transcript of the gene Tas1r1, whose product is annotated as taste receptor, type 1, member 1. Gene Ontology annotation, molecular function: G protein-coupled receptor activity. The transcript has 5 exons. Lineage: Eukaryota; Metazoa; Chordata; Mammalia; Rodentia; Muridae. The coding region runs from base 1680 to 3827 and encodes 715 amino acids. The record is from RefSeq and is a predicted model, not a curated record. Gene Ontology annotation, biological process: sensory perception of sweet taste; detection of chemical stimulus involved in sensory perception of taste; G protein-coupled receptor signaling pathway. Gene Ontology annotation, cellular component: plasma membrane; membrane.